CCUCCUGCUGCCGACGCGGGAAGGAAGAGAGGCAACAGGCACACGCAGAAUGCAUGCACAAGGCCUAUCUGCUUUUCCCAUGGAUGACAAGCAUGAUGAGUGUGAUGACGGCGGGAGGAGAUCUGAGCAGAAUGGCACGUUGGCGAAUGAGAUGGCCUGCAGCCAUGAUGCCGGUGACGCCGAAGGAGGGAUGUGGGACGAGAUCUCUGACGAGGACCUGCGCACAUGUACCAAGGUGAGUCGAGUCACAGACGCUCACACCGACAGCAAUUGAGGGCGGACACGCAGACAUAACUGAUGAUAAUGAUACUAUGCCUCUCUCUUUAUCCAUCUAUCCAUCCAUCCAUCAGGUGUUGGAGGCCUUCUCUCGUCCUCCGCCCACCCCCUCCCCUGCGUCAGAUCCACCCCACUCACCCCACCACCGUCACACCCACCAGCAUGUGCAGCGUCGCCUCACUCACUGGCGCUUCAAGGGCCUGCGAGCGGCACUGGCGCCCAUGCUGCAGGAACACACUGCUGGACGGGUGCUCCCCAACCUCAAGAAGAUGGACGUCGAGGAGGUGAGCGAGCAGACCUCUCUGUAUUAAUGGCCAGCUGUGUGUGCGUUAUGUUGUCCGGCUCUUUUCAGCGUCGGCAGGCGGAGAAACGCGCCAAGCGUGAGCGACGGGCGGCAAAACUGCAGGCCGACCGGCACUUGAUCAACAGCGCGUCGCUGCGGUACGAGCGGCUGCAGAAGCUUCAUUCCCUCCAGCAGCAGCCCCUCACCGACACCGAGACCACCGCCCCUGCGCUGCCCCUCAUCCCCGAUGGCGUGGCCAGGGGCAGCAGCAGCAGCAAUGCGGUGAAUGGAGGGGCGACGAUGAUGAUGAUGUGUGACGUGACGGAGGGGGGCAAAGGCCAGGGGGGGCAGCAAGAGGAUCAGCAGGGGGAUGGAGGUGAGGAUGGUGGUGAGGCUGACGGCGAGUUGUACAGGCUGAGAGCGUGUUACAUCUGCAAGGCCAAAUUUUCGACAUUGCACCACUUCUACGAUAGGCUCUGUCCGGUGAGUGAGCUGCCUGCCUGCCUGCGCUCCAUUAUGUCUGUGCUGUGUGGUGGUCUGUGUUGUGUUCAGCCGUGUGCGUCGUUGAACUGGUCCAAGCGGCAUCAGGCGUGCGAUCUGACCGGCCGCACCUGUCUCGUCACCGGUGGACGGGUCAAAAUCGGCUUCCAGGUCAGUCAGGUCACAUGAGCAACUAAGUGGCUUCUGCAUCUCGUCAGUCAAGACACCAACACACCCAUCCCAUCCUGUGCUGUCCUGCUUGUUGUUCAGACCGCAUUAAAGCUGUUGUGUGCAGGCGCGUUUGUGAUAGUGACGACUCGGUUCCCCCACGAUGCGGCCCGGCGGUACAGUGCGGAGAGCGACGCGUGUGAAUGGCAGGGGAGGCUGCACAUCUACGGCCUGGACCUGCGGCAGCUGCCGCAUGUCGACGCAUUCUGUGAGUUCAUCAAACUGCGACACACCAGGUGUGUGGGGGGGAUGAGGGGUGAGAGGCGAGAGGUGAGAGGGAGAAGUGACCGACCAUACGAUAUGUGCGUGUGUUGGUUCCUUCCUGCGCUCAGAUUGGAUGUGCUGAUCAACAAUGCCUGUCAGACGGUGCGCCGGCCCGUGGCUUAUUACCGGCACAUGAUGGAGGGCGAGAGAGCUCACGUCAACGCACAGGAAACGCCCUCGCCCUUCACCAAGCUCCAGGCGGCCCUGGAGGACCACUGGUCCAGCUCCCUCCGUCCCCCCGCCGCAUCCCCAUCCACCCCCACAGCCACAGCCACAUCCACUGCCAUCGCUCGGCUGCCCGCAGACGGCCACCUGAGCGCCGCCACUGUCCCCGCCCCGCACCACGACAGCGCGGCUCUGUCGCAGGUGCCACUGACUAUGGAGGACUGGGAGGUGCGUCGGGGCGGUGGUGAGAUGGCGGUGCUGCCGGAGGGGAAGUAUGACGUCAACGCGCAGCAGGUGGACCUGCGCACCGUCAACAGCUGGUUACUUAAAAUCAAUGAGGUGAGAGAGGGAGAGGGAGGGGGGGAAGGGGAAGGGGAGGCGUGCUUGCUUGCUCGCCUGAUGUGUGUGUGUGUGUGUGUGUGUAGGUGGAGACCCCCGAGCUGAUGGAGGUGUUUGCCAUCAACGCGAUGGCGCCCUUCAUACUCAACGCCAAACUCAAGCCGCUCCUACUCAAAGCCACACCCCUGCACCCACAGACACACCAGCAGCAGCACACGGCACUCUCCCACCCAGCACCCCCACCUUCCUCCCUAUCAGCAGCCAUGCAAGCCGGCCAGCGGGGCGCGCUGCCCAACACCGAGGGCUUCAGACAGUACUACGGCGGCAGUGUCAGCGGUCGUGUGGACAACGAGGCGUACAUCGUGAAUGUGAGUGCGAUGGAGGGCAAGUUCCAUCGCUACAAGGGCGCCAACCACCCGCACACCAACAUGGCCAAGGCGGCCCUCAACAUGAUGACACGCACAGCGGCCAAGGAAUACGCCGACCAGGGCAUCUACAUGAACGCCGUGGUGCGGGGGCGGGGCGGGCGGGGGAGAGAGGAGAGGAGCACGGCGCGGGCAGCUGGAUCGGUGUCCGUGUGGUGUGUGUGGUGGGUGUGUUGUGUGUGGUUUAGGACACUGGGUGGAUCAACGACGAGAACCCUCUGCCGAAGGCCAAAGACAUCGCAGAUAAACACCACUUCCAGGCACGCAACGACACACACUCUACUGUUCAUUCUCUCGUGUGCGUUGCUGCACACGGUUGGGUGUGUAUGUGUGUGUGCAGACGCCGAUAGACGAGGUGGAUGCGGCUGCCCGCAUCCUGGACCCUGUGUGGGUGGGCCUCAUGACCGGCGACAGGGCGUACGGGCGGUUCUUCAAGGACUACUUCCCGAGCGAGUGGUGAUCAUGGCAAUGCAUUGGCAGGCAGUGCCUCCCCCCGUCUAUGAAGCGUUUUGGUGGUUUGGUUUGGUUUGGUUUGCAUGCCUUGCAGUGGUUGGUGCGUGCGGUGUGACCGUGUACAGUGAGUGCAGUGUGUGCUG
Molecule: messenger RNA, 3056 nt
Organism: Vitrella brassicaformis
Lineage: Eukaryota; Vitrellaceae
Source: the annotation of a GenBank genome assembly